AUGCCCGAACCUUUACCGGGGAUGGGGGUAACCGUGCAAAUGCAAUCACGCGACAGUCUGGAGCUGCCAGAUCACGCACCAUCCACCAGCAUUGGGACUGCACCGUCACCUGUCCCCAGUUCCGAUAGUGAAACCGAAACGCCUGAGAUUGAAGCAGACAUGAGUGGUGCGCAACCAGUAGGGCACGAAACGAACCUCACUGCUGAGACCGACGCGGAUUCCACUCGACCCAUUGUCGUCCUUCCUCCCUCAUCCAGUCCGGCUCACUCAGUCGAAUCGGCCGAUAGUCGGUCAUCCGGAUUUUCCGGGUUCGAACAAAACGACUAUAUGAUGGAAUUGCAAUUGGACGAUGAAUUAAGUUUGCCCGUGGCACAACCGGGUGGUCCGGCUGAGCAGAGCACAUCUCAUUGCACGCGAUCUCCACCAUCCACUGUGGUUUCCGAAGUUUGUGUGCCUGCAACGAACACCACUUCACCGUUUCACUAG
Molecule: messenger RNA, 486 nt
Organism: Echinostoma caproni
Lineage: Eukaryota; Metazoa; Platyhelminthes; Trematoda; Plagiorchiida; Echinostomatidae
Source: the annotation of a GenBank genome assembly